Messenger RNA from Penicillium expansum, 2193 nucleotides. RefSeq names its product catalase catB (gene cat1). Bases 1 to 2193 code for a protein of 730 amino acids. Gene Ontology annotation, cellular component: cytosol. Lineage: Eukaryota; Fungi; Ascomycota; Eurotiomycetes; Eurotiales; Aspergillaceae. Gene Ontology annotation, biological process: hydrogen peroxide catabolic process; response to oxidative stress. The record is from RefSeq and is a predicted model, not a curated record. Gene Ontology annotation, molecular function: catalase activity; heme binding. The transcript has 6 exons.
AUGCAUGUACUUGCCCUCGUUACGGGCCUUGCUGGCAUUGCCCAUGCUGCCUGUCCUUAUAUGACUGGCGAGGCCGGCAAUAACCCUCACAUCGAACGUCGAGCUGACGGAGAUGCUGCUGCCAACACCGAAGAAUUUCUCUCACAAUUCUACCUCAAGGACCAAGAUGUCUAUCUGACCUCUGAUGUUGGCGGCCCGAUCGAGGACCAAAACAGUCUCAGCGCAGGAGAGCGUGGAGCGACCCUGCUCGAGGAUUUCAUUUUCCGCCAGAAGAUUCAACGCUUCGAUCACGAACGAGUACCGGAACGCGCUGUUCAUGCUCGAGGCGCAGGCGCCCACGGAACAUUCACCUCCUAUGGCGACUGGUCCAACAUAACUGGCGCGUCUUUCCUUUCCGCCAAAGGCAAACAAACCCCAAUGUUCACCCGCUUCUCUACCGUUGCUGGUAGUCGCGGAAGCGCUGAUACUGCGCGAGACGUCCACGGCUUUGCGACUCGUUUCUUUACUGAUGAAGGAAACUUUGAUAUUGUUGGAAACAAUGUCCCCGUUUUCUUCAUCCAGGAUGCCAUCCUUUUCCCGGAUCUCAUUCAUGCCGUCAAGCCCCGCGGCGACAACGAGAUCCCCCAGGCUGCUACCGCGCACGACUCUGCUUGGGACUUCUUCAGUCAGCAACCUAGCACGCUCCACACCCUUCUUUGGGCAAUGGCUGGCCACGGUAUUCCUCGGUCGUUCCGUCAUGUUGAUGGAUUCGGUGUGCACACCUACCGUCUGGUUACUGACGAUGGAAACACCAAGCUUGUCAAGUUCCACUGGAAGGGACUGCAGGGCAAGGCUAGCUUUGUGUGGGAGGAGGCUCAGCAGACCGCUGGUAAAAACGCGGACUUUAUGCGUCAGGAUCUUUUCGAAUCUAUUGAAGCUGGACGUUUCCCCGAAUGGGAGCUCGGUGUUCAAAUCAUGGAGGAAGAGGAUCAGCUUCGAUUUGGAUUCGAUCUUUUCGAUCCUACCAAGAUCGUCCCGGAAGAACUCGUUCCUGUCACUAAGCUGGGCAAGAUGCAACUGAACCGAAACCCUUUGAACUACUUCGCCGAAACCGAGCAAGUCAUGUUCCAACCGGGCCACAUUGUCCGCGGUAUCGACUUUACUGAAGACCCCCUCCUCCAGGGCCGUCUCUUCUCCUACCUAGACACCCAACUCAACCGCCACGGCGGUCCCAACUUCGAGCAGCUCCCCAUCAACCGUCCCCGCGCACCAAUCCACAACAACAACCGCGACGGAGCAGGCCAAAUGUUCAUCCCCCUAAACCCGAACGCCUACUCCCCCAACACAGAGAACAAGGGUUCCCCAAAACAAGCCAACCAAACCGUGGGCAAGGGCUUCUUCACCGCACCUGAUCGCUCAGCAAGCGGCAAGCUCCAACGCACCGUCAGCUCAACCUUCGAAGACGUCUGGUCUCAACCCCGCCUAUUCUGGAACUCGCUCGUACCAGCCGAGAGGCAAUUCAUCGUCGACGCGAUGCGAUUCGAGACCUCGAACGUGAAGAGCAACGUCGUUCGCAACAACGUAAUCAUCCAAUUGAACCGCAUCAGCAACGAUCUCGCCACUCGCGUCGCAAAGGCCAUUGGAAUUGACGCGCCGAAGCCAGAUAACACAUACUACCACGACAACACGACCGCGAACAUCGGCGCCUUCGGACAGAAACUCGCCAAGCUGGACGGGCUGAAGGUUGGUCUCCUUGCGUCUGUGGAUAAGCCAGCUUCUAUUGCGCAGGGCGCGAAGUUGCAGUCUGCUUUGUCUUCUGCGGGUGUUGAUGUCGUUGUUGUUGCGGAGAGGUUGGUGGAUGGUGUUGAUCAGACGUACUCUGCGUCUGACGCGGUUCAGUUCGAUGCUCUUGUUGUUGCCGAUGGGGCGGAGGGUCUGUUUGGCUCCAAGUCUUUCACUACCCUGCCUAAUAAGGCUUCUGGUGCGUCGACUUUGUAUCCCGCCGGUCGGCCUUUGGAUAUUUUGCUCGAUGCUUUCCGAUUCGGUAAGACUGUUGGUGCGCUGGGUAAGGGCUCCGCUGCUCUGCAGUCUGGGCUCAUUUCCUCGGACCGUGAGGGUGUGUAUACUGGUAGCACCGCUGGGGAUGCAUUUGCCAAGGAUCUUAAGGAGGGACUUCGGACCUUCAAGUUCUUGGAUCGGUUUGCGCUUGAUUAG